This is a messenger RNA of Penicillium canescens, 731 nucleotides long. RefSeq lists its product as uncharacterized. The record is from RefSeq and is a predicted model, not a curated record. The coding region runs from base 192 to 731 and encodes 179 amino acids. Gene Ontology annotation, biological process: autophagy of mitochondrion. The transcript is spliced from 3 exons. Gene Ontology annotation, cellular component: mitochondrion. Lineage: Eukaryota; Fungi; Ascomycota; Eurotiomycetes; Eurotiales; Aspergillaceae.
CUCGAAGUACACAAAACAAACGCCGAUUUCCCUCUCAGCAGGAUGAAGAACACCGCAACGCUGAUUGGCUGGCGCGUUGGCUGACCGCGACGUCACCGAAAAAUAACUCGUUCAGUUCUCGACGCCCCCGAAUCACCUCAACGAUCCCCAUUUCUCAUCCACAGCGAGCCUUUGCACAUUGCAAUCUCACCAUGGCGUGCCCUAUCAGCAUCACCAAGUUCGUCGGCACCGUCUCCCUCGGUCUUCUUACCGGUCUCUCCUACUCAACCUCCGCAAUCACAAUCCCAGCCCUCCAACUCCUCCCCACAGCGACAAGCGCCGCAGCCUCCCUAAACGAGGUCAAGCGCCUAAGCCGCCGAUACGCCCUACGCCUCUCCUUCCUAACAAACAGCUGCUUCUGCUUCGCAUGGUGCCUUUCAUCACCACGUCGCCGACACCCAUACAUGAUCUGGCUAUGCACAUUCUCCGCUGUCGCUGCCCACGGCGUUGACUUCUGGUUCAACCAACUGGGCCUCCGCUGUCAUCCGCGACGUCUCGCAUUUUCUUUGGUCCGGGACUCGGCUACGAAGAAGGACGAGGAUCUUGUCGUUGUCGAGGCCGAGAGUGAUCUGAAUGGUGAGACUGUCCAGCGGGAGAUGGAGCGCGAGCGCCGUUUGCACCGGGCGCGCGCUUGGUUGUCGGGUAUUGCGCUUUCGAUUGGUAUUGUUGGGCUGUGGGGGGACCGGAAGUGA